Hippocampus comes (tiger tail seahorse) is the source of this 6819-nucleotide messenger RNA. It is a transcript of the gene tasor2, whose product is annotated as transcription activation suppressor family member 2. The transcript is spliced from 19 exons. Gene Ontology annotation, biological process: negative regulation of gene expression, epigenetic. Gene Ontology annotation, cellular component: nucleoplasm. NCBI's taxonomy places the organism in Eukaryota, Metazoa, Chordata, Actinopteri, Syngnathiformes, Syngnathidae. The record is from RefSeq and is a predicted model, not a curated record. The coding region runs from base 31 to 6426 and encodes 2131 amino acids.
GCAUCGAAAUAGUCCACAAGUCGGCGGUUGAUGAGUUCCGAUCGUCUGUUAGGACGGUCUGAGAGUAGCGAUGAGGAAAAGGCUGAGGAGGACUUGGCGUGGGACCGCUCGCAUGUUUUAAUACCAGUGACGGAACAUUCUGACGCUUUUAAACGGAAAAUCUUGGCUCCACUGCGAAGCGCCUACUUGUACGAAGAGUCCAAGCUGUCUUUCCGAUACAAAUGGGCUUCGUUUGUUAAAAACCCGGCCUUGAACCAAAAGUACGCUGCCUUUCGAGCCAAGAGAAAACGGGCGGGAUAUUCGGAAGAUGACCUGGAGGAGACUUAUGGCUUUUUGCUCUUUGAUGACGUCAACAAGGCCAAUGCGCUCGGGCGAACUGGAGUUCUCACUGGGACCAGCUCCUGUUCCAGCUUGGGAGACCCCCUCAAGGGUGUUUACAUCUCGAUGUUCUCUGACUGUUUGGGCCCGGAGCGCUGGCAGGACGGCCAAUCGGGAUUCAUCGCCAUAAUCAGGCUGACGACGGGCAGGGUCAAGCGAGUUUCGGGGAACCACGCGGCGGCUCCGGGCGCCCCCACCGCGGGCUUUGACUGCCACGUGUCGCAGCACCUGGCCUCCGUAACCACCCGAACCAGCUUCUCUCUGGCGUUUGAGAGAACCCAAUGUUACAUCUACGAGCUGCUUGAUGACGGACGUGACGAAACGGCAGCCUCGCCCAGCCUCACUUGCCCGUUUGCCGUCGUCGCUUUUUCUUACAAAAAGCAAAGAGCGUUGGCGAUGAAGGCGGAAGGCGAGGUCAAGAAAGCGGACGCGGAUCCAAACCGAGGACCGUGUGAAAUUGUGGCGAACCGCACGCGGACUUGCAGCGUGAUGCUAAAUCCCGGACCGGCGCCGAGUCCGUCUCCACUACCUGCCAUCCGUGACGCGGACGACUCGCUGUCAUCUCCCGAGGCGCUCCGGGCCGCCGGUUCUCCGCAAACGGGAUCAGAAGAUCAGCCGAUUGGUGGAAAGACUCCCCCGCGAUGGCAGGACAGUACCGAAGAACUAAAAACCGAAGCGACGGCCGCGCCGCGCAAUUUGCAUGCGCUGAACAAAAGCCACGAUGCCCGAGUGAAAAGCUUUGGGACUCCCGACGCUGCAGCGCGACUAAUGGUGACCUUCGCCUCCGAGCAAAGUGUCACAGAGAAAAGUCCGGUCGGGCCUGCGAAGUCGGAGAUGACGAGUCCCGGCGAAACGCGGGCCGGAGCCACGCUUGCGACAAACGAUUUGCAAGUUCUGAACAAAAGCGACGACCCGCAGGUGAAAACCCUCCACACUCGGGACCUUCCGGCAGAGCCGAUCGGGAGCCUCGCCUGCGAACGGAGUACGGUCUGUCCCCCGAAGUCAGAAACGGGUCCCGGUGAAGCGGAUGCCGAGGCGACGCUCGCCGCAAAUGCGAAAACCCUGCGGGCCCCCGGCGUUCCGGCAGAGCUGAUUGUGAGCUUCACCUCCGAGCAAAGUGUCACCGGGAAGCGGCCCAUCAGUCCCGUCCCCACGAAGACGCCUCCGUCUGCCAAACGCAGGAGGGCUUCACAUUGUCCGGCCGCUGCUUCUCUCACAAAAAAGCAACGGAGUUUGAAAUUGUUGCGCAAACACUCAAACGGUGGGCAAGAGAAGGCAAAAGGAGCCUCGUUUGAGACUCCUGGGCGACAAAAAUGCAGAAAAGCUCGGGAAGAUGAUCGGCUCAGUCGUCGGCCCGAGCGCAAAAAGGCAGCCUCAACUCGAGACCGGCAGAGGCUCAGAAAGUGGGCCGAGAAAGGGCGUCAAGUCAGAAGGCUCACCGCGGAAGCGCUCAAAGCAACGGAGGCGCAGCCGGGAAAUGGGACGAGGCAUCGGGCCGUCGGGACUGAGCGGCAAGCCCCCCCGAGAGAGAAAUCCGAGCGCUGGAACUUGAAGCCGGUCAAAAGCGAAUGCGGAAGAGUCUUGGUUCCUCACGGCUCCGGACGGUCCGCUCAUCCGGCCGAGGAGACGAUAAAUGUCGACGGCUUCCCGAGCCCUCCGCCGGCUCCCGAGGCAGCCGGAGCGCCCGAGCCGGCGACCCGCGGGACCGCCGUCGGCUCCCGGACGGCGAGUCCGCACCGAGGCGCGGUUCGAGACUUGCGGGAUCCCGUUGGGUCAGAAGCCGCCGAUGAGCGCGCCGGGAGGAAGGCGACAACGCGUCAGCUCGGCGUAGAUGAAAAGCCCCCAAAUCUCACUGCUGAGACGCGUUUGAAGAAAAGCGCCGACCUCGCGAGCGCUCCCGACGACGCCGCCGCGGAACUCGGGGGGGACUCGACCGGGCCGUGCGUCGAGCCCCGAGGAAUGCCGGAUUGGUUCGAGCAAAGGGGGCCGGAAGGCACCCGCGUCGGGGAAGCCCAGUUGGAGGCGCAAGGCGAGAAAGCUGAAAUCCUCUGCAGGCCUCCCUCCAUUUACCCAAAGUGGAAGAGAGUGAAAACGCUCAGGAAACAUCUGGACAUCUCGCGGGAACACUUUAAGAAGACAUGGUGGAUGCACUUUCAACGGCCGUCUGGCGCCGACGACGCCGUCAAAGAGCGUCUUCGGGACGAUUCUCUCAGGAAGAAAAGCCCAACCUCAAACGCAUCGACCGAUGCUUUGAAUUUACUUGCGGAUCUGGCCCUCGGGGCUGACCGCCAUCAGGUCCCGUCACAAUCGGACCGAGACGUCGCGAGGCCGCCCCGGUCAGAUUUGAGAAAGAACGGACUUCCCCAAAAUGCGGCCGGUGCCGGUCAAGCGUCGGUUCUUCUGACUCCGCGAGGACAGCCUGGACCCGCGCGAUCGGCAAGCCCUCCCGCGGAAGGCGCCGAAUGGGCUCGGUUGUUGUUUCAGGAGCACGCGUACUCGUUACCCCCGCGUGCCUCUCUGCUGCCCGGUUUACCGGGCGCGCCGUUCCAGGUCUCCCCUCUAAGCGGCUCGACCGGCUUGCUUCAGAGGCCGCGCGCGCCGCCUGGUGUCGAAAUGCCACGGGCCGCCGACGAUUCGGAGGAGCUGGCGGAAAACGAGGAUCGUCGGCCUUCGGGCCGCGGGAGGCCACGGACGACUGCGUUGAACCGCGACCGCAGCUUCGUGUGCAGAGACGGUUCGGUCCGAGUGACGCGCCAAUGGAAAGAAAAGUACGACUUUGGUCGAGACAGCAGGUUUUCCAGUGAUCCGAAGGACCGGACCAUCGUCCGGGCCUUGCACGGCCCCUGGGAUUUCUCUCUUCAAGACACCAGGGAAGACAUGCAGCUCAUUGUCCACAUGUGGAUCGGGUUUUUCUACAGCCGUUCGACACCGAGGUUCAUCGACUUGGGCUCGGACCGGGAUACGAACCCGCGCUCGGCCGACGGUCGCUCGACCGACGGUAUUCAUCCAGAGGCGGCCGUGGCGACAAAGGCUCCGGCGUGGCUCCAGGCGGAAGGCUUCGAAGAGCAAAGCGAGCGUUCCCUUUCCAACACUUCAGACCUGAGCCGGACCUCCUCUUUGGAUCGAGACUCUGACGUCCUGAACUCCCCUCCCGGGGCCUCGGAUGGAUUUGAGGUUCCCCCUUCGGAUCCUCAAGUCCACGGUGCGAAAGCGUCUGACUCGGCCAGCUCGCCGACGGAACUCAAAGAGCAACGAACAUUUCAGGGAAACCGAGCGACGAUUCUCUCGGCGGACAUAGCGGAUCAAGCGCGCUGCGCACCGCGCGCCGUUGCGCCUUCUCAGAAAGAGAAUGAAAGUCGCAUCCAAGGAGAGACGGCGACGGUCUUGGAUGAGCCGCAGAGUGGCGGCGGUGUCGCGGCGGCGGACUGUGCGCAACCUAAAUCCGACGCGGGAGAGGCGGAUUUAAAAGGCGGCUGUCAAACCGCCGAGGCCGCCGAGCUGACAGGGCUGCGGAAACAUGAAAGAGGCUCGCCUUUGGCAGAAGAAGAGCCUCGCAAAGAAACGGGUGGCAGGUCUCUCCGAACCGAUCUCAAAGAAUCCCCCGCGUGCCGCGACACAAGCGUCUCGGCGAGGGAACGCCCUGAAGCGCAGCAGAUUGGGAACCCUCAACUGACGCCGAUUUCUUGUCAUCGAAGCAACGGUCACUUUGUGAAAGGCUCCGAUGAGAAGCCCGUCGUCCGCAUUUCACCCGCAGGAGCCGGGCGGGAUUUGCGGGAUCGGCCUCUCGCUCUUGUCCUCGACUGUGAACAUUCAGAGAGAGGUCACGCCACGGAACCUCGUCGACAAUGCUUCCACAAUCAGCUCGCCCCGACUCACGUCGCAUCACAGGCGACGGCGGCGGUGUGCCGAAGCAACGCGACGGCGGCUCACGCCACUUCGCAGGGCUGCUCGGCGUCCGAAAACAUCUCGCUGGUCAACUUGGAGAUGGCGGCCUUUCGCCCGCCUGGGAAAGAAAGCCCGUGCGCAGCGACGGGUACGCUCCCUCUUAGCGGAGACGAGAAGGCGGCUCCCAUCGCUCCGAUACAUCGACGACCCGGCUUCGUUCAGCAUCAAACGGUAAAACCUUCGGGAUCCGACUUGGAGUUGGCCCAAGAGGAACAAAAGAAGGUUCGAGAGAGCCACUGUGGGGUGACGGCUCCAUUUUCCUUUUUUUCCGGAGAGAGUACGAAAGCCGCAAGUCGGCUUGAAGAGGUUCUUCGCGACCACGCCAGAAACGCUUCCCCCGAAAGCAUCCGAGAACUGUCAACGUCCAGAAGAACAGUGCUGAAGGCGGGCCAAAGCGGCCACGUUGUCGGCGCCACCGGUGGGACCGGAUCCGGCGGAGCGCACGAAAAGCCUUCCGCCGCCAUCGUCCAAAGCCAGCAGCAGAAGCAGUUAAUCCGGCGUGAAACUGUCAAACUUGCAACUGAGAUGGGGUUGCUUGAGGAAGGACAAGAUGAGGAGGUGGAAGGAAUCCACUGUGGGGCGACGAUUCACCCGAGGGGCGUUUCCCCCACAGGCGCCCGGAGUCACCCAGCGGAGCUUGUCCUUUCCGCAACUUCUUCUCCCGACAGCCCGUGCGGACGAUCGGCGUUUCAAGCUGAAGGUGAAACCAGCCGGCCCGACGCGGCAGGAGAUACUCGCGGCGCCGGCUCAGCGGAAGGCCGCGACGAGAACCGGCGACGGGGCCGCGGAAGUCACUUUGAAACUUUCAAUCGUUCGGAAUCUGACGUGGAAUCGGUCAAGCCGAAGGACAUGCCCUGUGCGGCCAACUUUCCCGCUCCACCCGCCGGCCCCCGCAGUGCGGUCGAACAGCCUGUCCGGAACCGGACAGAAGUGGGGUGUCUCCUCGGAACCGGUUCUCUCAAAAGCGUCCCGGAAUGUUCACCGCGCAGAGUUUGCGUGCUCAAGGCGGGCGAAACCAGCCGGCCGCUCGUUGCAGAAGGCCGGCGUGACUCCGGGUCCUCCCCCGUCCCCUCGGACGAUCGACCCGAGGUAGUAGCGUGUUCUGGCUGCCAGAAUGACAUCUCUUCAGAGGGUUCUGACCCGAGUCGUGUUCGACGGUGGCUUGACACAAAGUCAAGCCAGACAAAUAGUCCCAUCGAGACGACCAACGCGACUCUCGGUCAGCCCUCAAACCCGAGCGAGGCGAAGGACGAGCGUGCAAAGCCGACCCGGGCCGCGUCAACCCCACGCGGGCCACCGGCCGAUCCUUCGGAUCGCUCUGUCGUUACAUUGCCGAUCCAACGUAGAGCGGAUGAGGAUCGCCGGGACGCACCGACUUCCGGGACAAGAUCACGGGAAAGAAAAUACAGGUUCUACAUCUUGGUGACGUCGGAAGAUGCCUUCUUUGCGGAAACAAAGGCUUGUCUAGAAGCGGCGGGUCACACGGCGGUACAGCCGAGCCAGUUCUUCCUCGGCGGAGAGUCUUCGUCUUUGCUCAUCGUCAUCAGGAAUGAAGACAUCUCGGCGCACCUCCCUGAGGUUCCGCAUCUCCUGGAGCUGAAAAAGUCGCCGGAGGUGCGCUUUGCCGGCAUUGACGAACCGCACGAUGUCAUGAAUCUCACCCAUCAAGAACUGUUCCUCAGCGGCGGCUUUGUGAUGUUUGACGGGCCGUCCCUCGAAGCCCUCAGCCUGGACAAGGUGAAAAGAUUGUUGGAAGUCCUGCAAGAACUGAACAAAACCGGAAAGUGGAAGUGGUUGCUACACUACAGAGACAGUCGGCGAUUCAAGGAGAACGCAAGGUUCACUGCCGAAGCGGAAGAGAAGAAGGACUUGCUGAGCCGGUCUCAAGAGACGGGCCUGUGCGCAGUUUUGCCCUACCACGAAUGCGACGCCAAGUCCAGGGAUCAUCCCGACUAUCUGGCUUGUCUGGUGCACUCGCAGGUCCAGAACAUUGCGGCCCGUUUUCCCGUGUUUGUGACCGAUACAAGGAGCGCUGAGCAAUUUGAGAAGAAUGGAAUUCUGACCGCGACCGUCGACUCUUUCCUCAUGCGCUUUUCGACAUGACCGCGCAACUGCCUGACCUCAACUUUUCCGUGCCGACUUGCACUCGGCCACUCAAUGCAAACAAUAAACCUCAUGACUUGAUUCACUGAGACCACACUACCUUUAGCCAAACAAAAUUGUUCUAUGCAGUACCAAAUGUUGCAGUUUUGUUGGGCCUUUUGUUUGUUUUUUUUUUUUGAGUAUUCACCUCUUUCUAAGAGGAUGAGCUUUGUGAUGAAUGGUACCAUUGUGUAUGAUUUAAAUUGGACUUUUAUAUUUAAUGGUUUAUGAAAGAGCUCAAAUCUUUUUUUCUGACUUUUUAUGUGCAGGUCCGAUUUCAAAAUGCAGUGAUCCGUCAAUGUAUUGACUAACGUGAGUGAAAUGAUGGAAUAAAAGAAAUUGGUAUCCAUGCUA